AACAAAGGAAGAAAUACUCCAACUCCAACAUCAUCAUGCACGAGACUUCCCAGUACCACGUGCAGCACUUGGCCACCUUCAUCAUGGACAAGAGCGAGUCCAUCGUGACGGUGGACGACGCCAUCCGAAAACUCAUCCUGCUCAACUCCAAAGAGAAGAUCUGGACGCAGGAGAUGCUGCUGCAAGUGAACGACAAGUCCAUCCGCCUGCUGGACUGCGAGUCACAGGAGGAGCUGGAGGACUUUCCCCUGCCCACGGUCCAGCACUGCCAGACGGUGCUGAACCAGCUGCGCUACUCCUCCAUCCUGCUGCUGGUGUGCCAGGACUCGGAGCAGCACAAGCCUGACAUCCACUUCUUCAACUGCGACGAGGUGGAGGCGGAGAUGGUUCAUGAGGACAUAGAAAGUGCCCUGGCAGAUCACAAGCACGGGAAGAAGAUACGGCCACAAACACUCAAAGCAAACCAGGAGAAGAUCAAGCAGAGACAGUCCAUCCUCCCAGCGCCGCAGGGGCCGGCCCCCAUCCCCAUCCAGCAGGACACCCGUGGCUCGGGGGCCACCAGGAACAGGGUGGCACCCCCCUCCCAGCACAACCCAGACUACGAGCGCCGGAGCUCCAGCUCCCAGGACCACGAGGAGUCCCGAGCCCUCCUGGCACAGAAGAUCGAGAAGGAGACGCAAAUCCUGAACUGCACGCUGGAUGACAUUGAAGUGUUUGUGGCCACGCUUCAGAAGGCUGCAGAGGCUUUCAGACAGCUCAACCAAAGGAAGAAGGGGAAGAAGAACAAGAAGAAAGGGCCAGCAGAGGGCAUGCUGACUCUCCGAGCAAGACCCCCAAGUGAGGCCGAGUUUAUUGACUGCUUCCAGAAAACCAAACUGGCUUUUAACCUCCUGGCCAAACUGAGAAAGCACAUCCAGAACCCCAGCGCCUCCGAGCUGGUGCAUUUCCUCUUUGGGCCACUGGAGCUGAUUGUCAAUAGCUGUGGGGGCCCCGAGCUGGCCAGGUCUGUGGUCAGCCCCCUGCUCUCCAAAGACGCCACGGAUUUCCUCCGAGGACACCUGACACCAAAGGAGAUCAACCUCUGGGAGUCCCUGGGAGAGACCUGGACCAGAUCCAGAGCUGAAUGGCCCCGAGAAGCAAACCUCCCCACCUACAUCCCCAAAUUCCGCAACGGCUGGGAGCCACCCCUGGAGAUCUUCCGUGGGGCUCCCUGGGAGAUAGACAUCGGGCACCUGCAGGAAGAGCUCUCCUCAGCCAACGGAUAUCCCUACAGGAACUCCUCGCUCAAGCGUGGCCAGGCUGCUGACCAGACACAAGCUGUGGAUGCCUUCAAACAGAACGUGACCCAGCACGUGAACAGGAACCUGGAGGCCCAGGGGAUGGCUCUGCCCAAGAGAUACGCCAAGAUCCGCUACGACUUCACCGCGCGCAACGCCAACGAGCUCUCCGUGCUCAAGGACGAGAUCCUGGAGGUGCUGGAAGAUAACAAGCAGUGGUGGAAGCUGCUGAACAGGAGCGGGCAGGCUGGUUAUGUGCCCUACAACAUCCUGGACGUGGUGAAGCUGGAGGAGCUCGAGCAGGUCUGCAGCCAGGGG
Molecule: messenger RNA, 1595 nt
Organism: Merops nubicus (carmine bee-eater)
Lineage: Eukaryota; Metazoa; Chordata; Aves; Coraciiformes; Meropidae
Gene: EPS8L2
Product: EPS8-like 2
Exons: 14
Biological process (GO): regulation of Rho protein signal transduction; Rho protein signal transduction; positive regulation of ruffle assembly
Cellular component (GO): vesicle; plasma membrane; ruffle membrane
Molecular function (GO): actin binding
Source: RefSeq, a predicted model, not a curated record